Messenger RNA from Capsicum annuum, 386 nucleotides. Its product is annotated as transcriptional corepressor LEUNIG_HOMOLOG-like. NCBI's taxonomy places the organism in Eukaryota, Viridiplantae, Streptophyta, Magnoliopsida, Solanales, Solanaceae. The coding region runs from base 67 to 330 and encodes 87 amino acids. Gene Ontology annotation, molecular function: transcription corepressor activity; protein binding. The record is from RefSeq and is a predicted model, not a curated record. The transcript has 3 exons.
UUACUUUCUUCGUUCAUUGUUAUCUUAUUUUAUUUUAUUUUUGAAGGGAGACUUAUUCUAGAAAUUAUGGAAUCAUGGAAUGCACAAAUGAUGUUGGACAAGUACAUCUAUAAUUACUUGGUUACAAAGGGGUUGCAUAAGACUGCUGAGGUAUUUUCCAUUGAAGCAAAUGUUGUAAAUCCCACAAAUGUUGAGGGAUAUUUAAUGGAAUGGUGGGAUGGGUUUUAUGAUAUAUACAAUACUUAUCAGGAUGAAAAGGCCCAACUAUCCUAUGUUAAGGUGUUACCUAAACUUUUUCAAGUUAAAUUCAUCUUCUCGAUGAUUAUUUAAUCUAAAGACAUGAUUUUUUUAAAUUCUCAGGAUGCAUGGACUGCUGACAAUGUGGG